AUGUCGGACGGUCCCAACGCUCUCAACUUGGGUGCCCCCAUCGGCACGACAGGCGCAUCAGCCGCGCCUGCUACUACCACUACCACCACUACUAUCCCUCACAACAUCAACACUGCUAGCCCCGAUGGUCAUCACGGUGAUCAUGCUGGAGACCUCUCUUCUUCAGGUAACACCUUAGCCGAGGAAGAGACAGGUGAGAAACAUUUAGAUGGUAUCGAUGCGGAAAAGGCCGAUUCUCACCACCAUCACAAUCGACCCCAUCUCCCCCAUGGACAUUCCUCGCACCACAAAUCCAAACGAACAGCUCACGAUUCCUCUGAAGAUGUCGUAGCUGACCUGGAACCUCACCAUGUAUCCAUUCAUAGGGGUAAAGAAGAAUUCCAUGCAUUAGAGCGAAAAUACUCUUCCAUCUCACAACGGAGUCAGGGAGCGGAAUUACACCGACCUGCCACUCGAAGAUCCAUCGCUUCCGCUUUUUCGAAUCGACCUGAACGACAAAUCUCUCAUUUCUCCGCGGCUGACGCUGAAAAGGCCAAAGCUGACGAAGAGGAAUUUGAUCUAGCUGAAGUGUUGAGAUCUAGGAGAGAAAGUUACGAUCAAGCUGGUAUCAAACGAAAAGAUGUCGGUGUCGUAUGGGAGGAUCUAGAGGUUAUCGGUGCAGGAGGUAUGAGAAUCAAUAUCAGAAAUUUCUCUUCAGCCAUUAUCGAACAAUUCAUGAUGCCAGUCAUCAACCUUUUGGGUGUCUUCGGUUACAACCCGUUUGCACCUAAACCUAAACCUAUCUUAUUCAAGAACUCUGGUAUCCUCAAACCUGGAGAGAUGUGUUUGGUCUUAGGUAGACCAGGUUCGGGAUGUUCAACCUUCCUUAAAUCAAUCACCAAUCAGAGAGAUGGUUAUUUGGAAGUCAACGGUAAUGUAGAGUAUGCCGGUGUACCCUGGAAAGAGAUGCGAAAGAGAUAUGCUGGUGAGGUUGUUUAUAACCAAGAAGACGAUGAUCAUCUUCCUACCCUUACUGUCGCUCAGACCAUCCGAUUCGCUCUUUCAUUGAAGACACCAAAGAAGAAGGUCCCAGGUGUUUCGAACGCCCAAUUCAAGGAGGAUAUGCUCAACCUCCUUCUUUCCAUGCUGAACAUCAAGCACACCGCUAACACAAUCGUCGGUAACGCUUUCGUACGAGGUGUAUCUGGUGGUGAGAGAAAACGAGUGUCUAUUGCGGAAAUGUUCUGUUCCGGUGCCACUGUCUGUUCAUGGGAUAACUCCACUCGAGGUCUUGACGCUUCUACUGCGCUGGAUUACGCCAAAUCCCUUCGAAUGCUUACCGACAUCAUGGGUCAGACCACCUUCGUAUCGCUUUAUCAAGCAGGUGAAGGUAUCUACGAACAAUUUGACAAGGUCUUAGUACUCAACGACAGUCACGUAGUCUACUUUGGUCCUGCCAAAGAAGCCAGACAAUACAUGAUGGGCUUGGGUUACAGAGACUUGCCUCGACAAACCUCUGCCGAUUACUUGUCUGGUUGUACCGAUCCCAACGAAAGACGAUUUGCCGAGGGUAGAAGCGAGGAUGAUGUACCUUCCACUCCCGAAGCUAUGGAGAAGGCCUAUCUCGAGAGUGAGAUCUGUGCCCGAAUGGCCAGAGAAAGGGAAGAAUACAAAGCGUUCGUUCACCAGAAUGACGGCAUCACAGAAGAAUUCAAGCAAGCUGUCACUGAGCAAAAACACAAAGGUGUCGGUAAGAAAUCACCAUACACCGUACCUUUCAUGUCUCAAGCUCUCACCAUCGCCAAACGACAACUCAUGCUGAAAUUCCAAGAUAAAUUCGGUAUCUACACUGGUUAUUCGACUUCUAUCAUCAUUGCUUUAAUCGUCGGUUCAGUCUACUUCCGUCUUCCUGAAACUGCCUCUGGCGCUUUCACAAGAGGUGGUCUUCUGUUCUUGGGUCUUUUGUUCAACGCUCUUACGUCUUUCUCCGAAUUGCCUUCUCAAAUGAUGGGUCGAUCUGUCCUCUACCGUCAAAACGAAUAUAGAUUCUACAGACCUGCUGCUUUCGCCUUGGCUGCUGUCGGUGCGGAUGUGCCUUAUAGUGCUUCCAAUAUCUUCAUCUUCAGUAUCAUUCUUUACUUCAUGGGUGGUCUUUACUCAUCUGCUGGCGCUUUCUUCAUGUUCUUCCUGUUCGUCUUCACUACGUUCAUGGUCAUGUCUGCUUUCUUCAGAACCCUUGGUGUCGCUACAACCGAUUACAACACUGCUGCCCGACUUGCAUCCGUCCUGAUCUCGUUCAUGGUCACCUACACUGGUUAUAUGAUCCCCGUUCAACAGAUGAAACGAUGGCUUUUCUGGAUCUUCUAUCUGAACCCUCUUUCUUACGGAUAUGAAGCCAUCUUUGCCAACGAGUUCUCUCGAAUCAACUUGACUUGUGAUACCAAUUAUAUUAUUCCCCACAACAUCCCCACGGCCGGCAUUACUGGGUACCCAGAUGAAGUCGGACCCAACCAAUUGUGUUCUCUGACGGGUUCCACACCUGGGUCUGGUGCUGUUAGCGGUUCUGCAUAUAUGAACGCUGGUUAUUCUUACUCCAAAUCGCACAUAUGGCGCAACUACGGUAUCCUUAUCGGAUUCUUCGUCUUCUUCAUGUUCUUACAGAUGUUCUUCAUCGAAUACUUGCAACAAGGUGCCAAACAUUUCUCGAUCAACGUCUACAAAAAAGAAGAUAAGGAUUUGAAGGAGAAGAAUGGCCGAUUGGCAGAAAGAAAAGAAGCUUUCAAUGCGGGUAAACUGGAACAAGACUUAUCAGGACUGAAGAUGAGACCUGAACCCUUCACUUGGGAAGCUUUGAACUAUACCGUACCUGUUCCAGGUGGUCAACGACAAUUGCUAAAAGACAUUUACGGUUACGUCAAACCUGGUUCCCUCACUGCUCUUAUGGGUGCUUCCGGUGCCGGUAAGACCACCCUAUUAGAUGUAUUGGCUGCUAGAAAGAACAUCGGUGUGAUCAGUGGUGAUAUUCUCAUGAACGGUCGACCGAUUGGUAAAGACUUCCAAAGAGGUUGUGCCUAUGCGGAGCAACAGGAUACCCACGAAUGGACCACCACCGUACGAGAGGCUCUACAAUACUCUGCUUACCUCCGACAACCCCAAGAUGUACCCAAAGCCGAGAAGGAUGCGUACUGUGAAGAUAUCAUCGAAUUGCUCGAACUGCAAGAUCUCGCCGAUGCGAUGAUUGGUUUCCCAGGUUAUGGUCUUUCUGUUGAAGCUCGAAAGCGAGUCACUAUCGGUGUCGAAUUAGCUGCCAAACCCGACUUGCUACUGUUCCUCGAUGAACCUACUUCCGGUCUCGAUGGUCAAUCCGCUUACAACAUUGUUCGAUUCCUCAAGAAACUCUGUGCUGCUGGUCAAAAGAUCUUAUGUACCAUCCAUCAACCCAACGCUUUGCUCUUCCAAUCUUUCGACCGACUCUUGCUCUUACAACGAGGUGGUGAAUGUGUUUACUUUGGUGAUAUCGGACCUGACUCCAAGGUAUUGAUUGAUUACCUCGAACGUAACGGUGCUCAGGUCCCUCACGAUGCCAACCCUGCCGAAUUCAUGUUGGAAGCCAUCGGUGCCGGAUCUCGAAAGAGGAUCGGUGGUGAUUGGGGAGAGAAAUGGAGGAACUCGCCUGAAUUCCAAACUGUCAAAGAAGAGAUUCAACAACUCAAAGCUGAUGCAUUGGCUAAACCCGUUGAAGAACAUGGUAAACACACUGAAUACGCUACUAGCUUCAUGUUCCAACUCAAGACGAUGUUGAACAGAACCAAUGUGGCUCUUUGGAGAAACGCAGACUAUCAAUGGACCAGAUUAUUCGCCCAUAUCGCUAUUGGUUUAGUUGUCACUUUGACUUUCCUACAGCUUGACAACUCGCUCCAAUCGUUACAAUACAGAGUAUUCGCUUGUUUCUUCGCUACCAUCUUACCGGCUUUGAUCUUGGCUCAAAUCGAACCUCAGUAUAUUAUGAGUAGAAUGACAUUCAACAGAGAAGCUUCAUCAAAGAUGUACUCGUCUACUAUCUUCGCUUUGACCCAAUUAUUGGCCGAAAUGCCUUACUCCCUCAUCUGUUCCGUCGCUUUCUACCUAUUACUCUACUAUGGUGUCGGUUUCCCACACGCCUCUUCGAGAGCCGGAUAUUUCUUCGCAAUGAUCCUUAUCACCGAGGUUUAUGCGGUAACUCUUGGUCAAGCUGUUGCUGCUCUCUCCCCUUCUAUCCUUGUGGCUGCGCUGUUCAACCCCUUCUUACUCGUUCUCUUCUCCUUGUUCUGUGGUGUCACUGCUCCUCCCGCCACACUUCCUUACUUCUGGAGAAGCUGGAUGUAUCAACUCGACCCCUUCACUCGUCUUAUCAGUGGUCUCGUUUCAGCCGUCCUCCAGGACGUAGAGGUAGUGUGCAAGGAGAAAGAGUACAACGUCUUCUCUCCACCCGCGGGACAAACAUGUGCGGAGUACGCCGGUGCCUACGCAGAUGCUGUGGGAGGUUACAUCAACAACCUCGAUGCCACAUCAGACUGUCAAUUUUGUCAAUACAGAGUUGGACAAAGCUUCUUUGCGCCAUUGGAGAUAGAAUACUCCAAUAGGGGGAGAGAUCUAGGCAUAUUUAUUUGCUAUGUAGUCUUCAACAUCAUCGUUUUACUGCUUGCCGCACGAUUCCUCAAAUGGCAAAGACGUUAG
This is a messenger RNA of Kwoniella botswanensis, 4695 nucleotides long. RefSeq lists its product as uncharacterized. NCBI's taxonomy places the organism in Eukaryota, Fungi, Basidiomycota, Tremellomycetes, Tremellales, Cryptococcaceae. The coding region runs from base 1 to 4695 and encodes 1564 amino acids. Gene Ontology annotation, molecular function: ABC-type transporter activity; ATP binding; ATP hydrolysis activity. The transcript is spliced from 5 exons. Gene Ontology annotation, biological process: transmembrane transport. The record is from RefSeq and is a predicted model, not a curated record. Gene Ontology annotation, cellular component: membrane.